CUCUCAGCCAUUUCCAUGGCGACAGCUCAAGGGACAUCUUGUGCCCUGGUGGUCGUGGGUGUUCCGCUUUGCACGGGCAACAAGUACUCGCCCCGGCUGACCAUGCGACGCGUCUUCGAUACCAAGUGCUUUCGCACGGAGCACUACCGUCAUGAGAUCGGCAAUCACUACCGCGACUACCAGAUACAGCAGCACCUCCAUCUCCGUCAGAAGCAUCCGCUUGCCCACCGCCACCAAAAGAGGCGUCAUCGACAGUUAUUCAUUAGGGUCGCAGGAUUAGGACUAGCAGCGGAGGCAUCUAGAAUGUCCAUCUCAUUAGCAGCGCCAACAUAUGCGCAGCUGCGCGAUGUUUGGCCCACCUCUGUGCAGUACUUCCCCAGAUUCGACGAUACGUAUGCAGCCCGUGGACGGGCAACAAUUUGCUCAGAUGACCCGCCCGAUGAGACCUACAACGACGCAGUGCGCCGAAUAAAGAGGGCCCAAAGCUUCGACCAGCUAAAGAAGCUUCGACGUCGGCACAACACGAGGACCCGCAAUGAUGUCAGUGGAGAAGACGACGGAGACAGCAACGGCAACGGCAAUGGCAAUGGAAGAAGCAGAAGCAGCGACAGCGGCAGCCGUGUCAUUUAUAAUCUAAAUAUUUCUAAUAACCAGGUGGAAAGCCUACAACGACAGCCCCACAGAGGGAGAUUGGACUUCUACACAUAUUUGCAACUGGCCAGCGGAUACUACGAGCGAGGGUUGCACGCCAACAUCAAGUACUUGGAAUCGAUUGGCCAGCGUAAUGCAAUAAGGCACACGCUGCAGUUGCAAUCGCAGUCAUCUUUGUCGUCGCCUCGCGUUGUAUUGGGCACAGUCGACAGUUCUAGGGAGCGGCAAGCAGCGGAUCAGAAGUUGAACGCCAGAUUUUUUACGCUACUGAAGGGAUUACGGCGCAAGGCGGCAAGUAGUUCGAGGAAGCGAGGGAAAAGCUGUCCGCCAGAACCCAUCAGCGUGCAUAUAAGACCCUUGAAACUAGCAGCAGAUAAGUCAUGUGCUGGGGAAGCAGUAGUAGGUGAAUGCAGCUCGGAAAUAAAAAGGGCAGUGGGGCCGGCGUCUAGGAUUAUGUGUGAUUUGUAUGCCCAGCAUCGCAGUCAGCAGCAUCAUUCAAAGAGCAACAAUCAGAAAAGCACGUUGGAUCAGCUGAAAAUAUACGAGAUCAUCGAUAACUUAAGCCAUCUCAGCUUGAGCGAUAGUAUCAGUAUCGAUAAUCCGCAGCUCAAACUACCGCAAAUUACGCUUACCGACUGCACCCACAAGGUGGCGCUUUACAGCGCGAGUUUUGAUAUUGCCGCCGUCAAUCAAUUGCAGAUACCCAUCGAAGCCAGACCCCUGACCAGACCACCAACAUAGCCAAAGCAACGUUGAACUAGCAGCAAAAACUCGCAGCAAUUGCAAUUAAAUAGAAACAAACUAAAAA
Messenger RNA from Drosophila obscura, 1459 nucleotides. RefSeq lists its product as uncharacterized. The transcript is spliced from 3 exons. NCBI's taxonomy places the organism in Eukaryota, Metazoa, Arthropoda, Insecta, Diptera, Drosophilidae. Bases 16 to 1392 code for a protein of 458 amino acids. The record is from RefSeq and is a predicted model, not a curated record.